Messenger RNA from Candidula unifasciata, 1068 nucleotides. NCBI's taxonomy places the organism in Eukaryota, Metazoa, Mollusca, Gastropoda, Stylommatophora, Geomitridae. The record is from the annotation of a GenBank genome assembly.
AUGCCACCAAAAGGGUCUAAAAGUAAAAAACCUGCAGAUGAAGGUACAGUUAAAGUUGACAAGAAAAAGGAGGAUCCUCAGCCUUCUGCUGCAGAGACUGCGGAAGCACCCAAGGAGGAGAAAAAGCCAGCAUCUUCCAGAGGUGGUUGGGGUCGGAAAAAGAAACUAGCAACUGAUUCUGCCAACGGAGAAGAGACAGGUGAACCAAAAGCAAAGAUCAAGGUUAAGAGCUCCAUUUCAGAAAGUUUUGCCGACAUUGAUUUUUCUGCCAGGGCUAAAACACCAGAUGGCAGGGAAUCAAAUUUCAAGAUCGCUUCAUGGAAUGUGAAUGGUCUUAGGGCUUGGCUAGAAAAAGAUGGUGUGUCUUACAUCAAAGCCGAAAAUCCGGAUGUCAUGUGUAUCCAAGAAACCAAGUGCAAUGUUUCUCUUAUUCCAGCCGAAGCAGAGGUUGAUGGUUACACCAGCCACUGGCUCUCAGGGGAUGCUGAGGGCUACUCAGGAGUUGGGAUUUACUACAAAACUAAACCUAUUAAAAUUACAGACGGCAUUGGCAUUGAAAAACAUGAUAAUGAAGGACGAGUGAUCACAGCAGAGUAUGAGAAGUUCUAUCUUGUCAAUGUCUAUGUUCCUAAUUCUGGACGUGACUUACCACGGCUGGAUUAUCGAACCAAAGAAUGGGAUGUUGAUUUCAGAAAGUAUCUCAAGUCAUUGGAUGAAAAGAAGCCCGUUGUCCUGUGUGGUGAUCUUAAUGUUGCUCAUCAUGAAAUUGACCUAAGGAAUCCCAAAGGCAAUAAAAGGACAGCAGGAUUCACAAUUGAGGAAAGGGAAUCAUUCACCGCCACACUCAGAGAAGGCUUCAUCGAUUCCUUCCGCUACCUGUAUCCACACACAGAGAACGCCUUUACUUUCUGGACAUUCAUGAUGAAUGCAAGAUCAAAGAACGCAGGCUGGCGUCUGGACUACUUUGUUCUGUCAGAGAGAUUGAAGGAGAACUUAUGUGACAGCAUCAUUCGCAGCAAGGUCAUGGGCAGCGACCAUUGUCCAAUAGUUUUGGAGCUUGCAAUAUAA